AUGCAAAAAAAACAAAAUAUAUCAUUUUUUUACCACAAAUAUGGUUCACAUAGCGGUACUUUGGGACUGUAUUUGGUCGAGGCCCAUGGUGAGGUGGAUCGUGUGAGAAGAUUAUGGUGGAGUUUUGGGACUUAUGGGAAUACAUGGCUUCGAACUGUUGUUUAUUUAGUAAACAUCACAACCAGCUAUUAUUUACAGUUUGAGGCUCGGAAACUACUGUCGGUAAAAGGAGACGUGGCGAUUGAUGAUAUAGCUAUGAGUCCAAAAUGCUUCGGCUUAGAUGUACCAGAAGACGUACUCAAGGGAUACAAGUAUGAAGUUGCUGGUACAAUAAAUAAUACGGCCACACUUAUGAAGAUUCCCAUCAAUCCGGAUUUCCGAAACAAAAUCGUUUAUAAAUUUACGACUUGUGGAUCAAAGGGUAGACUGGGCCCUAGUAACCGGUCGUGCGAAGCUGCAUACACAAAUAGUACUGUGUCUGUGAUAGUGGUUAACGACACAUACAUGGAUGGAGUACAGAUUUGGCAUAUACCUGAGACGGGAGUUUAUACUAUAAUAGCUAGAGGAGCUCGAGGCGGAAAGGGUGCCGACGGAAUGGGAAUUUCGAAGGGAGCCACAGCAAUCGCGGUUGUUGAGUUGUCAAAACAUCAACAGUUGCACAUAUUGGUCGGUCAGGAAGGCGGAGACGCGUGCCGGAAAACGUUUGAAAAACGCGACGACGCGUGCCAGCAAGAACAAUACUUCAGGACCGGUAGCGCCCUCAAAGAAUUGCACGACUUGCGCCUGCUCAACGGCGGUGGAGGCGGUGGAGGUGGAUCUUUUGUUUUUACAGGCUCGCGGGAAGAAGGAUACUUACCUUUGGUGAUUGGCGCUGGUGGAGGUGGUUUGGCACACGGACCAUUCAAGGACGACAGGAGUCAACAUGGUAAUGGUACCAACAUGAGAUUACCAGCCAUAACCGCACCAUCUUUUGGUGAAAAUCCUGCAGGUUUGUGUUGA
Messenger RNA from Macrosiphum euphorbiae (potato aphid), 999 nucleotides. The record is from the annotation of a GenBank genome assembly. NCBI's taxonomy places the organism in Eukaryota, Metazoa, Arthropoda, Insecta, Hemiptera, Aphididae.